Molecule: messenger RNA, 1735 nt
Organism: Alternaria alternata
Lineage: Eukaryota; Fungi; Ascomycota; Dothideomycetes; Pleosporales; Pleosporaceae
Exons: 1
Coding region: 162-1502 (446 amino acids)
Source: RefSeq, a predicted model, not a curated record
GUUGUCAGCUGUGCCCUGAGCGCACACCCAAAAGCAAGUCACAGUGACACCAAUCAGCGCCAUUGCUGCAGCCAGCCAUUUCUCAAGUCGUCCUCGCACGUUCUGAGUAGUCUAUUUUCAUCCAUCCCGCCCCCACUUGUGGGCUGUAAACAAUUUCCGCCAUGCCAGCCCAAACAACAUGCCCAAUACCCGAAGUCGACCGCGCACUGUCGUCAUACAUCAACAGCCGGGAAGACACAUUGAGGAUCCGACGAACGCUCUCGAAGUACCUCACAUCAAGCCUGAGGCCUGUCAAUGCAGCAACUCAGAACCAGCAUCUGAAUCAUGAAUGUCCGCAGAACCUCUCCGCAGCCAAUACCAACCCUCCAGGCUUGAAGGACGUUCGUCUGGAAUAUUUGCAGGCUCUUCGGGCUAGAUCGCAGGCGCAAGCCAGACAUCGUGAACUCCAGGCAUCGUUGGAAGAUUUACGCAAUCGUUAUGUGGACGAGAACCCGACGCAGCCAGAGUCAGAAUACGACAAUGAGGUUACUCGAGGCUACGUCUCUUUAUUGCGACAGCGCAGACGAUUUGCAGAGCUUCAGGUCAUUCAAGAGUCUCUAGACAAGCUUCUGACCGCAAAGCCUUUGACUGUUGCAGCUGACCCUAGGGCUUCCAUCAAGAGCGCCAUUGGUGAGCAACCAGAUUUACCUGCCGAGAGGUUCGAGCAGCUAGCACAGGCUGAAGAAGACCAGACAUGGGUCUUCAAGCUGAAGCAGGAGGUUCUUGAGGCGCGAACAGCUAUGGAGCGUGCCCAAGCCGCAAGGAAGAAGGCCCAGGACGAGCUUCAGGUUGAGCCAAGCUUGCAGGUGCAAGUUCAUGCACUCGAGCGAGCGAGAGAUGAACUCGUCGACUGGGUUCAAGGAGAGCUGGCUAAGAUGGAGGAAAACAGUGUCUUCCUCGAGGACGCCUCGCCCAUCAAGCGCCCAGUGAACGCCGUAGCACCCGUCGAUCUUGCAUCAGCAGAAUCGCAGAUACGGGAAUCAUACAACAAGUACAUUGAAGCUCGUGCUGGCUUACUUGAAGCUCAUGCAAGCCUUCAGCAGCCAUUGGACGUACAGACUGAGAACCAGAAUGACGGUCAAUCCAUCCCCUCCGAAGACAGCAACGCCACAACGACGAAGCCUGUUCGACCGAUUACCAAGCUCUUGCCCUGUCUCCCACACCUUGCAAAAAUAGCCAAUAAUGAGCGAUCUCUACUCCAGCAAUCUGUAUACCUCCAAAAUCAGAUGGCAUCCGCAAACCAGGACAUGGAGGAAGCGCUUCUCCGGCUCUCUGGCGAAAGCCAUCUAUUACCCGCUGGCUCCAAGGAUGUAGCGAUAUGGGGAAAGAUGGCGCGAGAAGCGGAGGCGGUUACGGAAGAAUUUGUGAAAGAGCGCUUACAGGCUAGCCGGCAAGAAGUGGGAAGUGUGAGCACGAUUGUGGAACUUUGCUCACUGCAGAGUCAGGUCCUGGAAUCGGCUUAGAGAGCAAAUGUGAAAAUUACAUCCACUGAAAGGCUGAAAUCACAGUUGUUUGAAGGAUGAUUGGAGCGCUCUAAAGCCAAGUACUUCGCGCGAGUUGAGUCAGGAUCCCUCUUUGCGCUUGUAGAGGUGAAGGGUACUGCGGCCUUUCGUGCCAGAAUUGACGGGGGAUGCACCAUCAGUAAAAUUGAGUUUGAUAGAGCAUUCUGUCGCGAAAUAUGGUAUCUCUAGACUCC